GGUAUUCCACCCCUAAUGAUAUCGGCAAUUUUCGUGUAACCUCGUGUAACUUCGUAUUUCGGGGAACCCCCGUCAGAUGCCCGUAUGAUAAGGAUAAGGAAAAAAAUGGCGGCCUCCAUGCAAGGUCGUGACAGUAAGGGUAGAUUUACAAAAUCGCUGCCACCCUCAAGGAAAAAGAAAAGGCCGAGGAUAAUAAUUGAUCAUAAUUAUUCAGUAGGACACGUAUGUAACGGCACGGAGUGUGGAGAUGCUGUAGAAAUCCCGCAAAACGCAAGUAGGGACAGUUGGAAAAAAGGUCGGCGGAUCAUCGAACUAGACUCUCUGUUGUCCGAAUUGAAAUAUUGUAAAAAGUGUUUCUUAGGCCCAGUCCCGUUAACAUAUGACACAAUAGUUGGAGAACUGAAGAAAGGUCUUGGCGGAUAUUUGUAUGUGGUGUGUUCCAAUGUUGAUUGUCGACAUGUGAACAAGGUGGCAUACGGGAAAACAUACCGUGUGAAAAAAUACGGAAUGCCUUGUUUUUCUGUGAAUACAAAGCUAGGUACAGCUAUGAUAGACAGCAUAGGCGGCCCUGACAAAGUCAACAAUAUGUUGUCGACUCUUAAUAUACCCCCUAUUAGUGGUAAAAAUCUGAAAAGUAUGGAGAGGCGUGCUGGUGAAGUUGUUGAGGAAGUGGCCAGAAAAUCUACGCAGAAUGCAGCAAUUGAAGCAUUCAGGAUGGAAAUGCAAGAUGCUGCCAAAGAGGAGUCGGAAAAAGCAUUAGCAACUAUGGGCCCAGUAGUGGAAGACCUUGGUGUUUGCCCACUUCCUGAUGCGUCUCCAUCAAUCAGACAAGUAUUUUCUACUGUGUGCGAUGAAGUGACUAAAGAUCAUGCUGCAGACCAAAACAAAGGUUACUCAACAGGUGCUGAUGAUGAUGAAUGGGAAGAUUUGCCUAAUGAAGGCAAUUUUCCACCACUAAAGCACCCUUCUUAUCUGCAUAAAAUGAAGAGCUUGACAAGGAGGAAGGCAUCCAAAUUGUCUAAUAGCACAAAAAGAGCAUUGCAGUUUCCAUGCAAAGCAAGAUCAGGCAUGACCGUUGCUGUGGAUACGGCAUGGCAGAAACGAGGCUUUGAUAGUCUUACUUGUGAGUAUAGCGACUUAUAUGAUCUGAAACACAACUAUAAAUUUAUACUGCUUAAAUAUAUGUGUUAGCAUAAUUUCUUUAAUUAUUUUAUCAGCUCAUACAUUCUUCAUGAGUAGAUCUGAAUAUGGUAAGAAAGUUGUUAAGUCUGUUGUAAAUCAUAGAACCUGUGGGGUUUGUAAAUGGUGGCAAAGAAAUAGACCAGGACUACCUGUAAGAAAACAUAGGUGCGUGCGCAACCAUGUAGGUAGCGCCAAACUCAUGGAGAGCACUGGUGGAUUGAUUGGUGUCAAAGAACUCGCAGCCCAGGGAACACCUAUAGAGUGUAUAGAAGGGGAUGGUGACAACACUCUUAUAGCUCGUAUUAAGAAAGACCUCAACAUCUCUUUAAAGAAGAAGUUUGAUAAGAACCAUAUUCUGAAAAAUAUUGGGAAAAGUUUAUAUACACUGCAUGCAGAAAAAGGUAUAAAACUCAGUAAGACUGUAAUUUUACAUAUACAGAAGUGCCUCAAAUAUAUCUUUGCCAAAAAUGCUGGAGAUAAGGAGAAAUUACAAGAAAACUUGAAAGCCCUUAUUCCUCAUCAGUUUGGAGACCACUCAUUAUGUAAAGGUAGAUUUUGUGGCUUCAAACGUAAUCAGAGUGAAACCUAUGUUCACAGAAGUCUUCCAUAUAAGGCUGCCUUGAAAGAUAAUGUGCUUCGUUCAAGACUAGAGAGUCUGUUCCAGCCAAUUAUUGCUAAUGCUGAGCAAUUUGCAGACCUUGGCUCAAGCCAGCAGUGUGAACAUGCCAAUAGAGAAGUGACUCUUAGGGCACCUAAAUCUCUUCAUUAUGGUAAUUCGGAAUCGCUAGAUUUCAGAGUACAUGCCACUGCAGCUUUUAUAAAUGAAGGACGACAUUACAUCUCACAGGUUCAUUCAGUUGUUUAUUGUGUGUUAGUUUCUGAGUUGUCUUAUGUUUGGGUUUGUUUACAGUUUGUUUAUUUCGAUUACAAUGUUUUUUAAUAUAAUUUUUGUUGAUUUUAUACUUUUAAAUAGGUAAGUUUUACUUAUUAUCCUUUUUUUCUGUUAUUAUAUAAUGAAUAAAUAUCAAUAAUUAUGUGCAAUAUUUCAGCCCAAAAAAGUUUAUUUCUAGUUUUUUAAUGUCUAAGUUACAUUCAAUAGGUGAACACAACUGCUGGGCUAUCUCCUGGUACACAUACUGAGCAGUAUGCCACAAAGAUGGCAAAGAAGAGGAAGGCCAUGCAAGAGAAGUCACAGCUGCCAUCCACAAAGCGUAGGCGUAUGAUUCUAAAGCAAGAACGAGCUGUUGUUCAGAGCGCAUCUGAAGUACUCGAAGGAAUAUCAUACCAAUCAGGUAUCGGACAUGAUGCUGAUACGAACAUUGAAAGUUUACCAGAGGCUGUACCACGGGGCAUUUUAAAACCCAUUCAUAUGAGUGAGGGAAAUACUGCAUCCUUUGUAACAUUUGACUUAGAAACUACUGACCUCAGUAAGAUACAUUUCGUGGACGAGUUGUACCCCACAUUACACAAAUGGCGGCCCAUGAACUACACUCUGGAGCAUCCUUUUCUGUGUAUGUGAUUCCUAGUUUGCCUAUAUCUAGCUCUUCACAACAAGUCACUGGCAUAGCUAUGAAUGGGUCCAACUGUAUGACAGUCAAUGGUAGACCUGUGGAGGCUUUAGAUAUACAUGGAGCAUUUGAUGGUUUCAUCAAAUGGAUAAAAUCAUUUCCAAAUGCAGUAUUGAUUUCUCAUAAUGGCAGACGUUUUGACUUUCCUGUACUCCUGAAAACUGUUAUGGAUAUUGGUAAAACUGGCGAGUUCUUUGACAAUGUAUGUGGGUUUAUAGACUCGCUUGCAGUAUUUAGGAAAAUAUAUCCAGGUAGAAAAACAUACAAACAAGAAGAUUUAGUGAAUUCACUUUUGAACACAAGUUAUGAUGCUCAUAAUGCAAUUGGUGACGUCAGAGCUUUAGGAAAAUUGAUUGAGCAUGUGGCGCUUUCAACACAAGAGCUUCUGCAGUACAGUUUCCCCCCACGUGCUGUCCAAAGUGCCUUUCUAUUCAGGGAGGAAAAAUCAAAAAAUCUGCCUACCCUGAAUCCUCUAAUUAGCCAUGGAGUUAUGAAGAUGUGUACUGCAGAAAAUGUUGCUGGUUCUGGCCUACAGCUUACCCAUCUUAGAAAAAUUUUUCAGCGUGAUGGAGAAGAUGGACUUAGAAGUACAUUUAUUGCGCCAAAUUCCGAAGGACAACCACGAGUGACAAAUGUAAAAAGAACCCUUGAAAGUGUUGUACCUAAAUUGGUAGAUUAUUUUGUAAAGAAUUAAUUCUUUUCAAUUAUUAUUACAUGUGCUAGAAUAUACAUGUAUUUGCAUUUACAUGUAUAUCUGUCAACAUAUUUGAUACGUUUUUUAAUUUCUUUUACCUCAGUGGCUCCUAUACAUAUAUUUGUACAUAGAUAAAUGUUUUCCUAAGGUAUAUAUUGAUAUGUACCUAAUUCUGUGUUGAUAUUACAAGGAUAUGCUGAUCUAAUAUUUGAAAAUAUGUAAUGUUCAAAAUGUACAUAGUUGUCCUCGUAACCAUGGUAACAUACAUUUAAUAAGAUGUGAGAAAUGGGAAUUUUUUUCUUUCUUGUUAACACUUCUGCAUUUAUCUGUGAAUAAUGUAAUUGUUUUCAGAAGUUGUUUUUGUCCAAGAGAGCAUUGAAAACUUUAAAACGAUGAAAGUUGUGAAAAUUCGACUUUUGAAAUCAUGUCAUCGAGCUUUUAAAUUCCUUGUUAUUAAAAAUAUGAACGGUAAAAAUAUUUUAAACUUUGCUUUUUUAAUUUUAUACUCUUUGAAGAUUUUUGCUGUAAAAGAAUUAUCAUGGUGCCAAAAUAAAUAUGAUGCCAAAAUUCAUGUUUCCUUUGGCACGUGUGUGUCAAUCUCAUAAUAAUUGUCAAGUAAGAUCUUAUGUUUUAACCUGGUUAAAUAAUAUUAAAGGUGAUAGAAGAAAAA
Molecule: messenger RNA, 4114 nt
Organism: Ostrea edulis (European flat oyster)
Lineage: Eukaryota; Metazoa; Mollusca; Bivalvia; Ostreida; Ostreidae
Exons: 7
Coding region: 85-1191 (368 amino acids)
Source: RefSeq, a predicted model, not a curated record